This is a messenger RNA of Soboliphyme baturini, 249 nucleotides long. NCBI's taxonomy places the organism in Eukaryota, Metazoa, Nematoda, Enoplea, Dioctophymatida, Soboliphymatidae. The record is from the annotation of a GenBank genome assembly.
AUGUUCACCCUCACCAUGUCUUUUAUUGGCUCAACAAUCGGCAGUUUGCUGGUGGAAGCAAUUGGCUUUCCGUGGGCUGCGUUCUGCAUAGCGAUGAUGAACGUACUUCAGUGCCUCUGGAUCAUUGGCGUCAUGAUCGAUCGGAGGAAGCACCGCACUUUGGAGAACGAAAUUUGGAUGAUCAGCGCUCGCCAGCUACAAAGUGAAGGUGCCCUGGAAAAUAAAAUAGCACAGAGCAAAGAUCUGUGA